AUUUGAAUCGUUUCUUUUAGGCGAAAGCACGAAGACAGAAACGAACGGUGUCCAGGCCAGCAUGAUACUCGUCGCUCGAUACCACCUCUAGCUCUGCGGCUCGACACCCAGAAGUGCGGGAAGGUUGUGACCAAAUGUGACCAAUGUCACUUUCCUCGCGCUCCUCGUCGAUCACGUCGCGCGAGUCCGUACUCCCCGAUAGAUCGACGAUCUCAUCCGGCAUCCCACUCCGAAGUCUCGAUGAUAUCCGGGACCAAGUCGCGGCUGAGAUAGCGACAACGGCGGUUACGAAGUCCGAGAUUGUGGACGGAGUCCGGAUCGGGGUUACAUUGACUCUCAGCAAAUCAGACGACGAAGAUUUUCUCAAGCGAGUCGCACAUAAGCUGACCGAGGAGGUCAUGGCGCUGCACCACCAUGUUUGCGCACAUGGCCAGAUUUCGUAGCGUUCGUUGACAGCACCGGCAGGUCUUUGCAUUUGCGACAACGGGUCCUUCCAAUCGCUCGGAUCCAAAGCUCAACACGGUCGUUGUAUGCGGCUACCCUGAGCUCUACGUUCAACGCGCCGCUCUGCUCGCUUCCGCCAAGUUUCUCGGCCGCAUGCAGAUCGCUUACAACACGGGAUCGUUAUGGAUCGCGCCCGUCAAAAAUAUCGCAGUGUCUGCAUCGGAUGAGGCCGCGCUGUGGGACGUGCUACGCAAAGCAGCACGAACACCGAGAGACCCGCUUCUCCCACCUGCGGGCUGUCGCAGCGCAAGUGCUAUUCUGGCGGACGCACGGGCCCGCCUGCAACGGUUGCCGCCCACUGCAGCUUACGAGGAGCUUUUGGCACCGGUGGUGGGCGCGCCGACGUUUCUGGUGGACAUCAGGUCCAACGAGACUCGAACUCGGGACGGCGGGAUUCACGGUUCGCUGCCCAUCGACCGCAACGUCUUGGAGUGGCGAUUCGACCCGCGUAGCAGGGAUCGGCUCCUGAUAGUCGACCGUUAUGACUUGCGUGUCAUCCUGUUCUGUGAGGAUGGCAAAGCGAGUAGUUUGGCGGCGGUCGCGCUGCAGGAUAUCGGUUUGCUGGAUGCCACAGAUAUCAUUGGAGGAUAUGCUGCAUGGAAGGCGGCCGGGUUGCCUGUGGUCGAAGACAAGAUUGAGGACGAGAUUGAGCAGGAGGUUCUAUCUGAGACUGGUCGUGUCCCAUCUGACCCUUCGGUGAUCCACAUAUUGGAUUGAAAUAGGUUCAUCCGCAUCGGGUUCAACCGUAUACAUCUCGCAUUGAGUCAGAAGUCUUCCCUCACGCUGUGCCCUUCUUCGACCAAUCCAGUCCUUUGCAUGCGCUGAAGAUGCUUAAUCAUGAAGAGCUUCUUUUCGCUCACCAAUGUAGCGCGGUUUCCUCGGUAAUAUAACACAGACAGCGUGUUUUCUGCUUGAGGUUUUCCCUGAAUCGAGCCACUGGUUCCGCUGCUGAUCUGCAGUAGUUAUGUCGCUUCCCAUCAGCCAUUCUAACUAAUCAGUGUUCGUCCAAUCCCAACUCCCAUUCCCAAUCACAGCGGGCUCGGCGCCUGCAAUAAGUCUGAGACCGGGUCGAUUCUAUUUCGUCUCAUCCCAGUUACUAACACUGUUCCCGGGAACUUCUCGUUCAGAUAAACGCGUGUUAACAUCUUGCGCCACAACUUCUACCUUACCGAGAUGAGGACCAGCGCACGGGCCGGGCCAAACCACAUGAGCUGCAAUGGAGCACUCGAAGUCAUAAAGGCGUUCUGGACCUUCUCAAGCACCAAUAGGUCACAAUGUUGCUGUCUCCUCUUGCCAUACUGGCCUUUGUGCUCCCCGCUUUGGCAGCUAUCGAGUGUAACGUGCUCGACUACGGUGCGGUCGCCGACAACCAGACGGACAUCGGCCCUGCUUUGACUGCGACAUGGAAAAAUUGCGUUAUCCCGAAUGUGACUACGACAGUCGCCACAGACGUCGUGCUGCUCGUUCCAAGCGGCAGCUUCCUACUGACAUCCAUGGUCCUCUUCGACAAGGCGAAAUACUGGAAUCUGCAUCUCGUCGGUAACUUGUACCUGCCAUUCAAUACUACACUCGGUGGAAUUGGCGGAACCAUGCUGCAGUGGCAGAACUGCAACAAUAUCCUCGUCGACGGCCCGGGUGCCAUUUUUGGCAAUGGUUAUCGCAUCGAAAUCACCGAGAUAACGUUGUAUGACGCGCCGAUGUUCCAUGUGACAAUUUUCGGAAACAAUAAUCUGGCUCAUAAUAUGAUGAUAAGAGCCACGCACGUCGGUGAAACGGAUGGAUUCGACAUGAGUGGAAACAACAACUACGUUCACGAUGUAAUCGUCGAGAACGGUGAUGAAUGCGUCACGGUCAAGACUCCCACCAACGGAUUCGUCGCGGAAAAUAUUCAAUGCAUCCAUACUGCCGGCUGCAACAUCGGCUCGUUCGGUUCCAAUAACACCAACGUCAGCGUGCAAAAUGUCUACUAUCGAAACGUCACGCUGACCGACAACUCGGAUGCUGGAGUUAUGAUCAAAUCCUACCCAAAUAACAUUGGCUUUGUCAAGAAUAUAACCUAUGAGAAUUUCACUUUCGUCGGGUCUUCUUACCCCCUAUACAUCAGCGCAUUCUGGGCCGGAAACGGUAGAGACACUGGAAAAUUGGAAAUCUCCGAUGUGCAUUACAGCGGGAUGCAGGGCACGGGCUCCUCCCGCUAUCCAGGAGUCGUGGCAGACUGCAACGCCGGUGCACAUUGUACAAAUAUCACGUAUUCGGACAUCUCGAUUAAUGGAACCAAGUCGGACAGAUUCACUAACGCGUGUGGAUCUGGACUACCCAAGAUUCAUGCCUGUUGAUUGAUCAAUGUCGAUUCUGCUUCUCAGAGCCUACACACCACUCGAACAUGAAUGAUAUAAAUUUUAAUCUGUCCAUCACGUUCUCCUCACGUGCCUAACCGUGCACGGACCACUUGAAAAUCCUAUAAACUCCAGCCCCCAUCUUUUACGAUUCUUCAGAUACAUACUCAUCAGGAUCUUUUUAUAGAAACUGACCGAGUCUCGCAUUUUUACAAAUGCCGCAUCCUUCAAAUCCACUCGAUGACUUGCGCGCUCGCUCGUUCGACUGAGAACAUGGCUCCUUCGCGGGUCUCGAUGACGUUUUGGUCUCCUUGCUGCACUUUCCGAAAGGGAAGUGCGGUAGAAACCUAUGAGUCGAGCGUUUGUCUGAUGGAUUGUUCGGAUAGUUGCUUUUUGUAUAGUAGACGAGAAUGGAGUCCAAUACAAUCUUUUGCGGUCUAUCAAUCGUUCAGUUCGCCUUACGCGACAUGGAAUUAUCAUGCACGGCCCAGGUCCGCC
Messenger RNA from Mycena citricolor, 3338 nucleotides. Lineage: Eukaryota; Fungi; Basidiomycota; Agaricomycetes; Agaricales; Mycenaceae. The record is from the annotation of a GenBank genome assembly.